This is a messenger RNA of Desarmillaria tabescens, 519 nucleotides long. RefSeq lists its product as uncharacterized. The record is from RefSeq and is a predicted model, not a curated record. The annotation marks the transcript as partial. The transcript has 5 exons. Lineage: Eukaryota; Fungi; Basidiomycota; Agaricomycetes; Agaricales; Physalacriaceae.
UAUCCAAGAUGCGAUUUUGUCUUUCCAGAUCUAGGUCACUCCACAAUCUUAAUUACGGUGGGACAGUACCAAGAGACUCAACAUCACUCGCAAGGGCCUCUAACGCUUUUGCCGCGCAAUAUUUCCUACGCAAAUGCCUCUUUCUAUGGAUGCUCGUUCGCCAGCUACCAGGAUACGUGGUACACCAGUCGAAAUGGAAGCACGUACGUCUUUGAUAGUGUCAUAUAUGGUCAAACAGAUUGGGACGGAUCUUUUCGGAUUCGGCACUGCGGUUUCGUCUACUCCUCUCAACCCUCGCGUCGAGAUAGUUUCAUUCAGAACGUCGUUCUUGCCAAUGGCGCGUGCGGUGGUGGUAUCGUCGCGUGGAAGGGUACUAAUUUAACAGACGCACCCGGUAACCGGUACAGUGCAUACAUUUUUGACUCUCGAAUCAUUCGAGUAAGAUGUCGAGUUCGCUCCUUGUAUUCAGUAUUUCCUGACCAUGAUCCAUAGUCCCCCGAUGCGAAUGCGACUACCGAC